AAUUUAGGUUAUGUUUUUCGAUAAGAAAUGUGUUGAUGUAUAAAUUUUCACUAAUGUAUUAUAAUUUAAGCAUAAAUUUUUACUCCUAUGCAGUUGCAUGAUAGUGGAUUGUGUAUAGAGUGGAACUGGUUUAAGUGCAGUGAUGCCCUAUUUUUUUCUAAAAAGUUAGCUCUUCGAACUUCGAAAGCUUACACAGCGACUCGAAUCGUAUUAUUGUGAAUGGGAAGGGAAUCAUAGGUUUUGAAUUUAAAUUUAAAUUUAAAUUUUAUCAUCGAAAUUCAACCUAAAAGUACCGGUAACUGUCAUACCAAGAAUAAUUAAAAGUAUUUUUUGGUCACUUUUGUAUGUAGUAAUAUCCUGUGACAGCAAUGAAGGAAUUGCACAAUUCUGCAGUUAGUAAAUAAUACAUCAAUUUCGUCCUUGAGGAGAAGCACUAGAUUAUACUGUUGAAUUAAAGGGCAUGAAUUUGUCACAUUCUGUGGAUAUGCUGACUACAGAAUUUCUGCAUUUAUUUACAAAUGCGAGGGAGUUUAUUUGCCUGAGUGGCUUUUCUCCAUUUAGCCAAAUACAAUUAUAACAUUUAUCCUACUUUAUAGACAGUCAGUUGAAUCUUAGCCAAAACAGAUUUUUGAUAUAGUUCAUGAAGACACAGUGUUCAAUUUAUUCACCAUCAAAGGUGAAACUGUUACCUGAGCUAGAAGCUAGAAGUAGAAAUGUAUGUUUAAAUAUGUACUUGUGUAUUGCACAAGUGCUUAACUUCAAGUCUGUAUUGUAUGUGAAGGGCACGUGUUAUCCAGAUGUAGAUAGACAUGCUUAUCUAUAAGAGUGGUAGUCCUUACUUCAGUUAAAAAUUUAUCUCUCUUAUGUAAUAAUGCUGACACUAUCUAGGCUAUGCUUGGAUGACUGGUGAAUGAUGAAUUGGAAAGGAUUUGGAAGGAAACAGUCAUGGUUUAUUUAAGUGUAACAGCACAACAUGGAGUCCAUGAAACCCGAACCUGAUGAAGAAUCAUCUUAUCACAGUGAAAAUGAGCUGAUUGUUGUGAAACAGGAUGAGGUGCUUGCAACAAGACAUUCCACUGUGAAGACUGAACAUGAGCAAAACACUGACACAGUCAAAGUAGAACAUAAUGUGGAUAUUCUAAAUGAAGAUGAUUCCACCUGUAUGAACAGUGGUGACAUCUAUAUCCCAUCUGCUUGUUCCAUAGCAAAGGCAGAACCUGAGGACAGCAUGGAGUUACUUGAAGUUGCACUUGGUUCAUGUACUGAGAUAAAUGAUACUUCUCAUGAUGGAAACAAGAUCAUCAGUAUAAAAGUUGAGGACGUCCCAGAUAUACAACAUGAGGAGGAUCCUUUGCUAAUAACAUUUCCUGCAGUUAAAGAGGAACAUGAGCUGUCGCAGGAUACAGUAUGAUGGGUCAGAAACAUAAUGAAGAGAUCACAGAAGAAGUGGAAAUAACAACCAGAGAAAUGCAAGUAAAAUAUUCUAGAGGAAAAUUCCACAGUUAAGCUUUCCAGAGAUCUGUGCUUAUACAUUGCAGCCCUUCAGGAGCACUAUGCUCUCGUGACUUCACUGAAUAUACAAGCUAUGAACUUGAAGAAUUCUGAAGAGACAAGUUGAGAGAAUGAGCAUUAUAAUCAUAAUGGUCUACAGCUACCUCAACACUGCAAUACCAAUUGAAACACUUCCAUUUAUUGCUGUCAUUUCCUGUUUCGUUAUAAACGACUGAGAUUAGUUUCUCACUUGAUUUCAAUGCAAAUGACAAGACACAAUGACAAACAAUGUAGAAACCCCUUCUUCUUAGAUGAAUUGAAUAUACACAAAACAAUAUCAAAAGAAUUGGCUAGAAUAUUUGGGGGGGGGGAAAGAAGCCUCUAGACCCAAACUGAAGGCAUUCUAUGAGCAUAAACUAAAGCAUAGAAGGUGCUAGAGACAUCUAAGAUAAAAAUGUAAGGAAAUGUAUUAAUUCUGGAACAGAUCAUAACACAGUCUGUGAUGAUGACAAUGCUGACACUCAUAUGUGCAGGGACACAUGAUUUAUGCCAAACAAAUGCAAUUUCCAUACUAAACAUUUAUGAAUGAAGCAGUGUCACUCUUAGAACUAAAAGAGGAGAAGUGUGAAGGCAGUUAAAAACUUCUCAAACACACCAGAGAAGGGCCCAUUGAAAUCAUUAGCAAACUGAAAAUAUGAACAAAGGAAUCCUAUUUUCCAUAGGCUGUUUGAUUUCAGAGAAAGCCAUUUCUUUUUAGGAGAAAUAUACAAUUAACAAUGGAAUUAUUCAGAAAAGAGAGGUUUCUUAAAAUAAAGGAUGACAUGAUUCAGGUAUAUUUAGGCUAUUACAUCAUUCCUAUUAAAAACAAUUUAUGGGCAUCACUGUACCACUAACUAAGGAAAUGUCAGGAAAGAGAACAUCUGUACUUGAUUCUAAACAUUGCAUUAAUAAAACAAUUUUAUGCUCAGAAAAUGACAUCAGCCAUAUCAAUCUUCACUGAUAUGGUCAACAUGGUCUUAGUAAACAUAGUUCUUAACAGACAAAUUAAAAUGUGUAUAGACAAACCUUCUGUGAAGAUACAUUUCUUCAGUGGUUCCUAGUAGGAUCCAUUAUCAAGAUAAAUAAUGGCAACAAGCAUAAAUGUACACCUCAAACAAUCAUAUUAUUUUGUUGCCAGAUAUGCUCAAAAUUAACAGAGGGCAUAUAUGAAUACAGUUUACUUAAAUAUGGGAGACAGAAAAUAGGAACCAUAUUUGUUACAGGUUGUUUGAUUCCAGAGAAAGCUAUUCCUUUUACAGACAAAAGACUGUUCACUCAUUUUAUGACAUUCGACAUAACUUACCUUCAUGCAAUAAUCAACAAUUCACUGCCAUAGUAACUCAAAAUUAUGUAUUUCAGAUUUUUCACUCACUGUUAUAAAAACUUUUUACAUACAUAGAGAGGUUACACAAAUACAGUUAAUGUCUUUGAAACAAGUAAAAAAAUAACCUGAAAAGACUGCAAGGAAUGCAGUUUGUCACAUUACGUGUACAUUCCAAUAUAAUUUUUAUAAGAUCAUAUUUAUUACAAUUACACUGUCUGUUCAAUGUGCUGAACUCCAAAAACAAUAAAAACAUACAUGUCAGAAAACGAUGUUGCGAAGAAAAGAAUCUGAAAAAACACCCUUCUACAAGGAACUUGUUAAAAAUACAAGUUACCUGAGAUGCAUGCACAGCACAACAACUCUGGAACUUUCUUCAGUUUGUUUACCUGAAGUCUGUGAGACUUAAUGGGGAAAGUGUGUGUUUCAUAUUCUCAACAACAUCUGUUCGAAACAAGCUUUUGUUCUAACAAUUAUCUACUGACUUACACUUUAGAUGUGUAGAAACAAAUGUAGGACUUCAUGUAAAGUGUCCAUUACUAUUGUCAGAACUUAACGGAAGCUGAGAUGUAUUGACACAUUUUACUAAAACUCUCCAAUAUUAAAUUUCAUAAAAAUCCACUUAGUGGUUAUUAAUGAAAAUCAUGGUGCACAGGGUGGCUCUGGAGCAGGAUUAUCUCCAAGCUUCUUCAGUUUACUCCUACUCAUCCACCUGCAUCCUCUGAAGUGUGAUAGCCCAGACCAGCAGACACAUUAUCACAUCCUCGGACUUUAUGACAUUCACUGUCACCUGAUGAAGUUUAACAAGUGCCAGUGUGGUUCCAUCAAGUGUAGGGCUGUUGCCACAGUGUACAUAAAUAUAAUUUACUCCUACAAAUGUCACUUACAUACACAGGAACUGUAGCUCACUGAAGCUUGAAAGAGUCAAAAUAUAUAGUUAAGUUUAAGGUCUUUCAUUCUGGUCCGUCACACUAACCAAUUAACAAUCAAGUUCCUUCCGUCAAAUGUGAC
Molecule: messenger RNA, 3862 nt
Organism: Cryptotermes secundus
Lineage: Eukaryota; Metazoa; Arthropoda; Insecta; Blattodea; Kalotermitidae
Product: zinc finger protein 271
Exons: 6
Coding region: 974-1411 (145 amino acids)
Biological process (GO): regulation of transcription by RNA polymerase II
Cellular component (GO): nucleus
Molecular function (GO): RNA polymerase II cis-regulatory region sequence-specific DNA binding; DNA-binding transcription factor activity, RNA polymerase II-specific
Source: RefSeq, a predicted model, not a curated record